This is a messenger RNA of Triticum turgidum subsp. durum (durum wheat), 1560 nucleotides long. NCBI's taxonomy places the organism in Eukaryota, Viridiplantae, Streptophyta, Magnoliopsida, Poales, Poaceae. The record is from the annotation of a GenBank genome assembly.
AUGGCGCGCGAGGCGGCCCUGUGGCUUCUCCUGCUCUUGUCUGCUCACCUGCUCCUCCGACGUGCUUCGGCGAUCCAUCGCGGCCAGUUCCCUCCUCCAACGAGCUUCCUGUUUGGGACAUCCACCGCUGCCUACCAGAUUGAAGGUGGAUAUUUGGAGGGUAAGAAAAGCCUAAGUAAUUGGGAUGUCUACACCCACAAGCAAGGCACAAUUGAGGAUGGAAGCAAUGGUGAUAUUGCUGCUGAUCACUACCAUCGUUACAUGGAAGACAUCGAGUUGAUGCAUUCCUUGGGAGUGAACUCAUAUAGAUUCUCCAUAGCAUGGGCACGAAUUCUACCAAGAGGCCGAUUUGGACAUGUAAAUCCAGAUGGUGUAGCAUUCUACAAUGCCAUCAUCAAUGCUCUUCUGCACAAAGGCAUACAACCAUUUGUUACGAUAUUUCAUUACGACAUUCCACAUGAGCUUGAAGAGCGAUAUGGUGGAUGGUUGAGUCCAGAAAUCCAGAAGGACUUUGGUUACUUUGCAAACAUAUGCUUCAGGUUGUUUGGCGAUCGAGUGAAAUUCUGGCUUACAAUGAAUCAGCCUAACUUAUUGGCAAAAUUUUCUUAUUUGAAUGGAUGGUUCCCUCCUGGUCAUUGUUCGGAGCCGUUUGGGAAUUGUGCCUUUGGAAAUUCUUCAAUAGAGCCAUACAUAGCAGGUCACAAUAUGAUACUUUCACACGCAAACGUUGUGAGCAUUUACAGAAAUAACUAUCAGGAGAGACAAGGUGGAUAUAUUGGAAUUGCUGUCAGCGCAAGAUGGUAUGAACCAUUGCGAAAUACCACAAUCGACCAACUAGCAGUUGAACGGGCUAUAUCUUUCAAUGUUCCAUGGUUUCUGGACCCUAUAAUUCUUGGUGAUUAUCCUGCAGAGAUGCGCAAAAUCUUGGGUCCAACCCUACCUGAGUUCACAUUAAAGCAGAAGAAGAAACUACAUGCAACCAAACUGGAUUUUAUUGGACUAAAUCAUUAUUCGACAUGGUAUGUGAAGGACUGCAUCUUUUCACCAUGUGAAAUGGAUCCUAUGGAUGGGGAUGCGCGAGUGUUAAGUUUAGUAGAACGAGAUGGGGUGCCUAUCGGUAAAGAGACAGGAGCACCAUUCUUCUAUGAUGUUCCACAUGGGAUGGAAAAGGCGGUCAUGUAUUACAAACAAAGAUACAACAACACCCCAACAUAUAUUACAGAAAACGGUUAUGCUCAAGCAAGCAAUAGCAGCAUGACUGCUAAGGAUUUUACCGGUGACACAGAAAGAAUUGAUUACAUCAGUGGCUACCUCACUUAUUUAGUCUCGGCAAUAAGGAAAGGAGCUGACGUACGUGGUUACUUUGUGUGGUCUAUCCUUGACGACUUCGAGUGGACUUCAGGAUACAAGGACAGAUUCGGGCUCUACCAUGUCGACUUUAAGACGCAGAAGAGGACGCCGAAAUUAUCAGCUGAAUGGUUCAGGGAGUUCCUCAAAGGUUCACUUGUGUCGAGAGAGUUUCAAAAUGGAUCCCAGCUGCAGCAGUACUAUACUUCCUGA